UUCAGUCUUGUAUUAAAGUUUCCUGAUUCGUGAUAGAGGAGACGUAACGCACCGGACUCUCAACGCGAUCAUGACGCUUCUUCAUGAGAUCACAGGAUGGCUCACAUCUCUUAUGUUUUACGUGCUCUGUGUUGCUUUAAUCGCAUUUGUUGCAUAUUGUCUGUAUGUUAGACAUGUUCAUCAGAAAUAUGAUCAUAUACCUGGACCUCCAAGGGAUAGUUUUUUCCUAGGGCAUACGCCAACUUUUAUCAAAGCAAUGAAAUCGGACGGGAUAGUACACGAUGUAUUUCUGAACUGGGCAGAAGAAUAUGGUCCUGUGUAUAGACUUAACAGCUUUCACUUUGUUGUGAUCGUGAUUUAUUGCCCAGAGGCUACAAAGACAAUCCUGAUGUCACCUAAGUAUCCCAAGGAUCCCUUUGUCUACAAACGCCUCUUUAACUUGUUUGGGAAAAGGUUCUUGGGAAAUGGUCUAGUGACGGCUGCAGAUCAUGAUGUCUGGUACAGGCAGCGCCGCAUCAUGGAUCCGGCCUUCAGCAGCUCAUACCUGCGAGGUCUGUUGGGCACAUUUAAUGAGAUGUCAGAACGCCUCAUGGACAAACUGGAGGAAAACGCUGAUGGGAAAACUCCUGUUGUCAUGCAUGAUCUGGUCAACUGUGUCACACUCGAUGUCAUUACAAAGGUGGCUUUUGGUGUUGAUUUGAAUUUGUUGAAGUACACUGACUCCCCCUUCCAGAAUGCAAUAGAGCUGUGUUUAAAGGGCAUGGUGUAUUAUCUCAGGGAUCCUUUUUAUAGGCUCAACCCUAAGAACUGGAAGACGGUACAACAGAUUAAAGAUGCAGCUGAACUCUUACGUAGGACCGGAGAGAAAUGGAUACAAGACAGGAAGACAGCAGUGGAAAAUGGUGAAGAUGUUCCCAAAGACAUUCUCUCUCAAAUCCUCAAGACAGCAGAGGAGGAAAAAGCUAACAAUUCAGAAGAUCAUGAGCUAAUGCUGGACAAUUUUGUCACUUUCUUUAUCGCAGGCCAAGAGACAACAGCCAAUCAACUCUCAUUUGCAAUCAUGGAAUUAGGGCGACACCCUGAGAUAUACAAACGGGCUAAAGCAGAAGUGGACGAAGUCCUCGGGACAAAAAGGGAAAUUAUAAAUGAAGACCUUGGAAAACUCUGUUACUUGUCUCAGGUGUUGAAGGAAACCCUGCGACUGUAUCCCACUGCUCCAGGAACAUCUCGCUGGCUGCCUGAGGAUAUGAUUAUUAAUGGAUUUAAAAUCCCAGGAGGAUGUGCUGCUCUUUUCAGUUCUUAUGUCUCUGGAAGAAUGGAAAAGUUUUUUAAAGAUCCAAUGACGUUUGAUCCUGAGAGAUUUCAUGUAAAUGCCCCAAAGCCUUAUUACUGCUAUUACCCGUUUGCACUGGGACCACGAUCCUGUCUAGGGCAGGUUUUCUCACAGAUGGAGGCAAAAGUGGUGCUUGCUAAACUUCUUCAGAGAUUUGAGUUCAGUCUGGUUCCUGGACAGUCUUUUGACAUUAAAGACACGGGAACACUGCGGCCCCUAAGUGGAGUUAUUUGCAACAUUAAACACUGUACACAGGACAUGUUCUAGGUCCAGGCCUUCCUAUGUACUGGAUAGUCUACUAAUGUGCACUUUUUUGAUCAAAUAACCUGAAUGGAGUUUUAAAAGAUUUUUUUUUUUAGCUUUUAAUUUUACCACUGAAGUGUAAUUAUACUAAUACAAUAUAUAUUUUACCCCAAAAACUUACAAACUAAAAAAUUAUUUGCCCUGGUUUUCAUCUU
Molecule: messenger RNA, 1791 nt
Organism: Paramisgurnus dabryanus
Lineage: Eukaryota; Metazoa; Chordata; Actinopteri; Cypriniformes; Cobitidae
Product: cholesterol 24-hydroxylase-like
Biological process (GO): cholesterol catabolic process
Molecular function (GO): heme binding; cholesterol 24-hydroxylase activity; iron ion binding
Source: RefSeq, a predicted model, not a curated record